Amphiprion ocellaris (clown anemonefish) is the source of this 5140-nucleotide messenger RNA. It is a transcript of the gene emilin1a, whose product is annotated as elastin microfibril interfacer 1a. The record is from RefSeq and is a predicted model, not a curated record. Gene Ontology annotation, molecular function: protein binding. The transcript has 12 exons. NCBI's taxonomy places the organism in Eukaryota, Metazoa, Chordata, Actinopteri, Pomacentridae. Bases 236 to 3406 code for a protein of 1056 amino acids.
GGGAGAGACCCUGAGUUGGCAUGGCGACUCCUGGAGCUCUGACAGGAAACUUUCUUGCUCGUUCCUUCGCUCCUCAGCAGCAGUCAGUCUCCAGCACCGCGCAGUUUGACCGUCUGAAAUGCACUUGAUUGGACUCCGCGGGACCUUUUCGUGCUGUGAAGUCAUGGAUCUGCACCUCCACUCACCCACGGCGCGUCACUGAACGCAAACAACCGCAGAAAACUUUGGACCCUAAAUGAAACAUUCACGCGUUUCUAAGUCACGUUUGGAUUUCACGAUGGAGAUUUUAUUUUACCUGCUUGCCUUCGUGUCAGCUCGGGUUUGUUCGGGGCUUGGAUACGCGGAGUCCACUACUAUCCAGACUGGUCACAGAGCCGCCAGCAGACACAGGAACUGGUGUGCCUACGUGGUCACUCGGACCGUCAGCUGUGUGAUGGAGGACGGCGUGGAGACGUACAUCAAACCAGACUACCAGCGCUGCACCUGGGGACAGUGUCCUCGAGUGGCCUACCGGACCUACCGGCGGCCGAGGUAUAAGGUCGCCUACAAGAUGGUGACGGAAAUGGAGUGGAAGUGUUGCCACGGUUACUCAGGGGAGGACUGCCACAACGGGCCUCAGGGGACGCCGGACACUCAGGUCAACAGAGGACGACCUCGAGUCACUCAGACCAGCAGCAACCCCGAUGGAGGACAGCGAGGAGGAGGAGAAGGUGACCAGGAGAAGAUCCGACAGCUGGAGGAGACCAUCCGAGGUCUGACCAAAGACCUCCACACCAUGCAGACCACCAUCCACGGCAUAAACCAGCGGCUACCUGGACUGAAUGGAGCAAUCGUUCCUGCUGAUUCAGCUCAGCCUCACAUGAAGGAAACCAUCAACAGCAUCCAGACCAAGCUGGACCACCUUUACAACAGGACACAGGUCCACGAUCAGACUCUGCUCAACAUCAACAACCACCUGGUGAACGGAGGAGGCAACGAGCUGGACGGUACGGCCAGAGGAGAUGGAGGAGGAGGAGGAGGAGGAGGAGGAGGAGGAAACCAGCUGAACACCAUGAAGGAGGAGAUCCUGACGGAGCUGGAGAGGAGAGUGUCUCUGUCCUGCUCCUCCUGCCAGGCUGGUGUGGAGGAUCUGAGGCGGCAGCAGCAGGAGGACCGGGACAGGAUCAGAGCCCUGGAGAAGCUGAUCAGCUCCAUGGACCAGCACCUGAGGCAGAGCUUGGACAUCUCUCGCAGGGAAACCGAGCGUUUCCAGGCCUGCUGCAACACCGUCACCGAGCUGGAGAAGAGGCUGACCGACGUGGACGUCCGAGUCACCACCACCGCCAACAAAUGCGACACCAUCAAAGGACGGCUGGAUAAGGAGCUAGCCGGGACGAGUGGAGGCAAGGGACGGGUGAUGGAGGACCGGUUCAGCAGCAGGCUGAGAGACCUGGAGAAGAGGAUGAACAACACGGUGAGGAAGGCGGAGCAGAGGUGCACCAACACCGGGAACAACAUGAAGGACACGGUGCAGAGAGACGUCACCCAGCUGCGUAACACUGUCCUCAGCCGGCUGGACGACAACGGCUUCAAGAUCGGGAAGAUCGAGCUGGACGUGUCUGUUCUUGGAGACACAGUGAGGGAUCACAGUCGACGUUUGAACCAGCUGGAGAACAUCACAACCUUCCUCGACACAUGGUUAACAUCGACCACCAAAAUGUGCAACGAGACCUGUGGGCGUAACGGGAAAGGCCCGUCCACAGAUGAGACUGUGAAAACCUUGGAGUGGAGGGUUGUAUCCAACCAGGAAGAGAUCCAGAAGUUUAACACUAAACUGAACGAUCUGUCGGUGUCAGGAGACUCGCUGAUGGACCGAGUCUUUGACCUGACGGAUGACGUGAAGAAGAUCAUCGCUGUGACGGGGAAGGACGGUGAGAAGUUCAACCGGAUCGUCACAGAGGUUGAACUGUUGGGUCGUGACUUGGAGGACUGCUCCAUUUGCAGGACUAUAGGGGACGACUUGGGCUCGCUGAACACCACCACCAUGACCGGACUGAGCAGGUGUCAGACCGAACUGACAGAUCUGCGACGGAAAGUGGACUCGGGGGAAACCAUCUGCUCUCAGGUUUGCUCCAACCUUCAGGAGGAGGUGGGACGUCUCAGAGAGGAGGUAGAGGAGUGUACGGGCCAGUGUAGAACCAACAUAAAUGAUCUGAAGAAACUUCUGGAUGGUCACUCUGUCCACAGUGGAAGGUUAGGAGAAGAUCUGAAGUCCAUCCAGGGAGAGCUGGGUAGAGUUAUGAUCACGUUUAACUCUGUUAAUAACACUCUGAAGGGUCUGGGAAGAACUGUACAGACACAUGGGGACACCCUGACCGACCUGACCAACACCAAGGAUGACAUCAUCUCUGAGGUGAACGACUUGCAGAAGAAGCUGUCGGAUCAUGUCGAUGACUCCAAGCUUCGAUUCGGCGGUUUGGGCAACGAGAUCCAAAUAAUCAGGAGCAACUUCGUGACGGAGGUUGGCGAGUGCCGGCGGUCGAGCGACGGCCUGGAUCGAAGGUUGUCCAAGCUGGAGGGAGUGUGUGGACACUUCGACUCACUCUCAGACAGCCUGGAGAGGAUCAAGGACGGCCUCAACCGACACGUGUCUGGCCUGUGGACCUGCGUUAAUGGACUCAACAUCACCGUUACGUCUCAAGGAGAUGCUAUCGAGAACAUCCAGAACGUCCAGCUGGAGAACGUCCACUCCAGGAUACACAGGCUGAACUCGUCGGUGGUGGACUUGGUCAAGGAGUUCCACUAUUUCACAGAGCAGGACUUCACGGGUCCACCUGGUCUGCCGGGGCCCCGCGGAGAAAGAGGCGAACGGGGACCCCAGGGCCCCAUGGGACCCCAAGGAAGGGUGGGACCUCCAGGCAGAGAUGGCAGGCAGGGUCCGAUAGGACCCCCAGGUCUCCGAGGUGAACAGGGUCCUGCCGGCUCCGACGCCGACGUUCCUCGCCUUUCUUUCUCCGCUGCACUGACUCGCCCCAUGAGAGGAACGGGAACCAUCGUGUUCAACCAUGUCUUCGUCAACGACAACAACGCCUACAAUCCACAGACAGGUUACUUCACAGCUCCAGUGAGUGGGAAAUACUUCUUCAGCGGCAUCCUGACGGGUCACAAAAACAUGAAGAUCGAGGCGGUGCUGUCCAAGUCCAACAACGGCAUCGCCCGGGUGGACUCGGCCGGCUACCAGCCUGAAGGCCUGGAGAAGCCGAUGGCGGAGGCGAAGCAGAUCCCCGGAGCGCUGGCCGUCUUCAACAUCAUCCUGCACAUGGAGGCCGGAGACACCGUCUGCAUCGACCUGGUCACCGGGAAGCUGGCCUACUCCACUGAACCGCUCACCAUCUUCAGCGGGGCGCUGCUGUACGAGGGCGACUGAUCGGACGCUGUGAUUCGCCCAUCUGUUGGCUCGGGAGCUUCUGAUUGGUCUGUUGGACUCUAAGAGGGAGACAGAUAUAAUUGAACUGGAUUCAUUCAGCAAAAAGAAUUCUAUUUUACUGUAUCGGAAGAAAAACAUUUCAACCAAAGUAAUUUGUCUUGUGUUUCGCAGCUUUAAGGAAAAAUUUUGGUGCAAAGAAAAAUCCGCUGCAGGGUUUUCUCUUCCACGUUUCCGUGUUUCCGUGUUUCCGUGUUUCCGUGUUCUAAACUUGAAUUCUUUACUGAUUCCAGCAGCACAGCUUCAGGUCUCUCUGGUUUUAACCCUCCUGUUGUCCUCAUUCAUGGGCACCAAAAAAUAUAGUUUCCUUGUCUGAAAAAAAAUCCAAAAAUUCAGCAAAAAAAUCCCCCAAAUUUCUGAAAAUUUGCAAAACCUUCAGGAAGAAAAUUCCAAUAAUUCCUUAAAAAUUUCCCUGAAAAGUUAUAUUUAAAAAAAAAAAAAAAAAAAUCCCCCAAAUCUGGCAAGAAAGUUCUUGUAAAUAUUUUCAAAAAAUGAGUAAAAAUCUUCCAAAAAAUCCUAAAAAUAUCUAAAGUGAUUCCAUAUAUAUCAGUAAAACUUCUAAUAUUUUCUUUAAGAACAUUCACAUAAAAAUGAACCAAAAUCCAGAGAAAUUCGCUGGAUUUUGGUAGAUUUUUUUUGUGAAUGUUCUAAGGAAACAUUCUUAACAUUUCUUUUUUUCCACCAAAAAUGUUCAAAGAUUUCCCAAAAAUGUUAAAAAUGUGGACAUCAGAAGUUUCACUGUGAAAAUAUUUAUUUUUCCACAUUUUCAAACUUUAAAACGGGUCAUUUUGACCUGCAGGACGACACGAGGGUGAAAUGUAAGGCAGUUGGGUAAAAUGAUAAAGAUUAAGGAUGUGGGUUGUAUUUUUGCCUGUUGUUUGUGUGUGUCCUCCACCCACAGUGUAUCAAAUGUUCAGAGGUUAUUACUGGGUUUUUUUUCCCUUCGUUUUCAUUGUGACCACAAAAGAAAUUCCCAGAAACACGGCGCUGAAUGCCAGCUGUCAGACCGAUGUAGGCGGAGGGGACGCCGUCCAAACCACGAUUCUUUAGGAGGAAAUGCACAAAUGAAGUCACUGACAGUUCAGUGGAGAAACCGCAGGAUUUUAUAAAUCAUACAACAGCGAAACAAUAAGCCCAUUUUAGGACAUCAGCUUGAACACGAGGGGAGGAGGGGGAUUUUUUCCUGUGUCCUAAUAAGGGACAUCUAAACUGAGUGGAGGAUCCAGUAGUUAAAGUUAUGAAGCUGUUACCAUUGUUCCAUCUGAGAGGAAUGUUCAAAGCCCACAAUAACAAAUCACAAAGUGCCUUUAUUCCUGUUUUCAUUCCUGUUCUUCAGAUCCCACCUCUGGAGUGUUUUUAAGUUUGUACAUGUUCUUUAAAGAAACGUUGCACAUUUUCUGGCAUUAUAUUCACAUUAAGGCUUAAUCCUUUAUCCACGUGUUUCCUUUCUUUCCUCUCUGUGCAGAUCUUCUCUCUGCAGGAAACACAUGUUGGUCCUUAGUCUUCAGUGAGGGAAUGUCAUUUCAUAUGCAUCGUGUAACCUCAACGGAUUGUAAAUAUUUUUCAGCAGUUUUUUGAGAUUUUUAUGAGUUACCACUUCACUGGCCAGGUACUGUAUAUAUUUUGUAUGUUUUUGUCACAUGUGUGCCUCCAAUACAGAUACCCAGUUUAACACGU